Messenger RNA from Thamnophis elegans (Western terrestrial garter snake), 1310 nucleotides. It is a transcript of the gene ALAD, whose product is annotated as aminolevulinate dehydratase. Gene Ontology annotation, cellular component: cytosol. Gene Ontology annotation, molecular function: porphobilinogen synthase activity; zinc ion binding. NCBI's taxonomy places the organism in Eukaryota, Metazoa, Chordata, Lepidosauria, Squamata, Natricidae. The coding region runs from base 77 to 1075 and encodes 332 amino acids. The record is from RefSeq and is a predicted model, not a curated record. The transcript has 11 exons. Gene Ontology annotation, biological process: heme biosynthetic process.
GGCGGCCUCCCUGCUGGGGGAGGGCCCGGGGUCCAGCGGCGGCGGAAAGCCUGGCACUCGGGGAGCGAGCGGCGCGAUGCAGGCUCAGCCGCCGCUGCACAGCGGCUACUUCCACCCGGGGCUUCGCGCGUGGCAGGCGACGGCCGCCGCCCUCCACGCCCGGCACCUCGUCUACCCGGUCUUCGUCACGGACAGCCCGGAUGCCGUGGAGGAGAUCGCCAGCCUGCCCGGCCAAGCUCGGCACGGGGUGAACAAACUGGAGCAGCUGCUGGGCCCCCUGGUGGCCGAUGGGCUGACCUGCGUGCUGAUCUUCGGCGUCCCAAGCCGGGCCAUGAAGGACGAGCGUGGCUCUGCAGCCGAUGCCGAUGACAUGCCCGUCAUCCAGGCCAUACGGACGAUCCGCGCUUUGUUCCCCCAGCUGCUGAUUGCAUGUGAUGUCUGCUUGUGCCCUUACACCUCCCAUGGGCACUGCGGUCUCCUUCGGCAGGAUGGCACCCUUCAGAACGAGGCCAGCUGCCGGAGACUCGCUGAGGUGGCCCUGGCCUACGCCAAGGCAGGUUGCCACAUUGUGGCCCCCUCGGAUAUGAUGGACGGGCGCAUCUAUGCAAUCAAGGAGGCCCUGGUUGCCAACAAUCUGGGCAAUAAGGUGUCAGUCCUGAGCUACAGCGCCAAAUUUGCUUCCUGCUUCUAUGGCCCUUUCAGAGACGCGGCCUUAUCCAAGCCCGCCUUCGGGGACCGACGGUGUUACCAGCUUCCUCCAGGAUCUCGAGGGUUGGCUUUGCGGGCAGUGGACCGGGACGUGAAGGAGGGGGCAGACAUGCUGAUGGUGAAACCUGGGAUGCCCUACCUUGACCUGGUGCGGGAAGUGAAGGACAGACAUCCCAACCACCCCCUGGCAGUCUACCACGUCUCGGGAGAGUUUGCCAUGCUGUGGCACGGGGCGCAGGCCGGGGCCUUUGACCUGAAGGCGGCAGUGAUGGAGGCCAUGACCAGCUUCAGGCGAGCAGGAGCCGAUGUCAUCAUCACCUAUUAUGCGCCUAAUCUUCUCCAGUGGCUGAAGGAAGAGCAGGCGUGAAGGGGGUCCCUGGCCUGGCUGCCAAGAGGGAAACACGGGACAUGCCAGCAAGCACGUUUGGGCUGCCCAAGGGGGGGGAAACUUUUCUUUUACAGCUUUUGGAAGAUCUUGCUUCAAAGUUUCAUGAAGUAGAGAAACUGGGCUGCUCCUAGCAACGUUGUAACCGGAUUCCCAGUCCCCCUUCCUGAUACACUUUCUUUUAAAAACAAAACAUUUGCCUUUUAAAAUACUGCCA